AUGCUCAAGCUGAACACAACUCUGGAAGGUAUCCUGACGAACAGCAAAGGCGACUUUGCUUUGUGUGCUGAAGAUGCUGCACAAUUCCAAGAUGCGACAAUGGGCUGGCUUCUCUUGCAAAAAGAGCUGCAGGAUCAUUUCUCGGACAGCGAUGUGCCCUUGUUCAAUGUGACAGAAAAGAGCCAUUUUAUAGAGCAUGCUGCCCUCCUUGCCCGCUACAUCAAUCCUCGGAUGGUGUGGUGCUUCGCAGGGGAAGAUCAACAACGUCGGACCCAACAGCUGGCCGAGACGUGCAUGAAGGGCUUGGGCCCGGUGAAGGCCAGCCUCAAGAUGAUGUCGAGGUAUCGUCUCGCUUUGGCUCGGCUGUUCAGCAAGCACGGGCACGCCGAAGGAGCGGAGAAGCUCUCGCGCUCUUCGUCCGAGGAGUUCCGCAAUCUUGGCGACCUUCAGCUAAAGGCUCUGAACUUGGCGAGAACCUGGCUCUCCACGCUCUUCCCACACAUCGUCUCUCGGAUCCAUCGAGUCCAUUACGGCCUCUUGGACGAGGACUCCCCAAGCUUUGCAGCGGAGCCCCUCCCGCGACGGAGCCUGGCUGUGCCUUUCGUUGGCAAGGAUGCACCUUCCGAAACCUCACAGUUCAGCCAUCCCGACGUCCUGAUCGGGCUCACCUGGCUGGCCUUCCGCUUCGGUGGGCUCCGGCAAGGUGAUUUCAGGCGAGCUCUCCGAGCCUUGACGCGACUUCGCCGGGGCGAUGCCGACGACGCCAAAGCCCGUGAAGCAGCACGGCUUUACAACGUUUGGGUGCGCGAGGCCGGCGGUCACGUGCGAGGAUUGCUCGGCGGUGGGGCGCUGGAUGCCAAGGCCCGGCUGGCGUUCAAGCAGGGAUCCCCGGAAAGCUUCGACGGCCCCGAUCUCCGGGGGGAGAACAUUCUGGUGGAUCCCUCUGUGGUGGGCUUUGACCGCUUGGCCGUCCUGCGGCCCCAGAAACCUCGGCUUCCGUCGGAUGAACCGGACCAGCCCACCGCAUACUUCUUGCCGCCGGUUUUACCGAAGAAGGCGGUCGCCCAGCGCGAGCCUCCAGCUGACGGUAAGGGCCAUAAUGGUGCUCGGAACAAGGCCGCGGUCACCACGAAAGCCAAAGACGAGUCACCUAUGGAGGAUCAAUACUCUCUGACGCAUACGGACAGCAUGGAUCGGGUGGAUCCGAGUGAGGCGAAGGAUCGCCAGCUCUCGGCGCAGAGCGAACUGCUGCAGUUGCACCUGAAGGCUAUUGCAAAGCCACAGCAGCCUCAGUUGCAGCUCUCGCGAUCGCUGUUCCACUCCACGACCACGGAUAUGGGAAGCGAGGAUGGCGGCAUCCAUUUAGAGGCAUCUGAAGCCUUCCGCAGGCUACUGGAAAGUCUGUUGCAGCAGCACGUGCGGGAGCUGAACGACCUUGCCUCGAUCGGUGCAGCCGGCACCCGCAGUAGGACCACGGAGCCCAAGCUCAAGUCCAAUCCGACGUCUCCGAACUCCGUCUUCAGCCGCGUGACGAAAGAAAUGGACAAAUGCGUCUCGGACAACGUGGAUUCCAUUUUGGCUUCGACUGGACUCCGCCUGUUUCAGGCCAGAAACAUUCUGGACGUCCUGGAUGGUGACCAGCAGGAGCUGUUUGAAAAGCCGAAGGGUCACCGCCUCUCACGGAAAAGCUCGGACUUUCUGCCAGAGCUCUUUGAGGACUCGGAGGAGCAGACAACUAACUCGUACAAGGAUCUCUCGGCUGCAGGGUCUGAUCACAGGUCAAGUUGGGUAUCGAGUUCAGGGUUUCUGGGUUUGUUUAUGGUUUUGUAA
Symbiodinium sp. CCMP2592 is the source of this 1830-nucleotide messenger RNA. The record is from the annotation of a GenBank genome assembly. NCBI's taxonomy places the organism in Eukaryota, Dinophyceae, Suessiales, Symbiodiniaceae.